CCAUUUAUUUUCUUUACUAUGACCACAUCAUCGUCCACCCAGGAGUCAACUCCUUCUUCAUCUCCUCCCCCUUCUUCUAUCUCUACACAUUCUAUUCCUACAGAUACCUCACCAGCAGCCGCUAGGACGUUGAGCCCACAUUAUUACUAUAAUACCAUGGUAGUACAGCAACCGGAUUUUUCAACAGCGCUCUCCAAGAACCCAUUGUUGACACGGAUAGGAUUAGAGCCGAUCAAACGGAUCACAUUGAUAACAGGAACAGCAGCCUUUUGGGGAUUUAUAUUAGGAGGGGUGAUUGGAUCACGUCAAGCAGGGAUGCAAUAUCUAGCGGAGAAUGCACAUCGGUUACCCAAGAAUAUGGAAGGCUGGUAUUUUUACCAUAAGCGGAAAAACUAUCGAAUGGCAUUUGGAGCCCUUAAAAAGGGAGCUGUAUACUCGGCCAAGACAGGUGUUCUUGUGGGAUUAUUUGAAGUAUUGGAAGCAAGUGCUGAUUUUUAUCGAGGUGGAGCUGAUUUUUUGAAUUCAAUGAUGGCAGGAGUCAUAUCAGGAGGCAUCUUUUCAGCGGCUAGUAAGGAACCUUUUUUAAAUAUAUAUAUAACAGGAAUAAGUGGAGGAAGAAAGGAAAAAAGAAAUUAGAUCAUCAGUUAUUAUAUUUGUGAUUUUGAAUUGUAUCAGGAACCUAACUAUUCUAUUUUAUUUUAUUUUAUUUUUAUCUCUUUUUUAUUAAUAUUAUAGACAAGUUGCCGAGACAGAGUACUAAACAUACAUUGAUGUUGGGUGCAGGGUAUGGUCUAGUCAGUGGAG
Lobosporangium transversale is the source of this 804-nucleotide messenger RNA. RefSeq lists its product as hypothetical. The transcript has a single exon. NCBI's taxonomy places the organism in Eukaryota, Fungi, Mortierellomycota, Mortierellomycetes, Mortierellales, Mortierellaceae. The record is from RefSeq and is a predicted model, not a curated record. The coding region runs from base 19 to 636 and encodes 205 amino acids.